AACUGGCAACCCGCUGCCAUCUAGCCGUGUAUAAUAUUGCCCACAGCAGACUCUGGCAUCACAGACGGCUGGCGGUGGAGUCAGUGGUUGCCUGGCUUCAGAAUCUACAGUUCAGCCUUCUUGACAACACCAAAUUUGGAUCGACUUUUUGAAUAUUUUGAGCCUUAUUGGAAUCUUCUCUGACAGGAGAAACUCAAGGUGGAAUUAACUGCGCUUGGCGUCGUUAUCCGAACACCAUCUUCAGCAUAUUUUAAGUGUAAUUAUAAUCUUGAGGAAGUACACUACCUAGUGCUGCCUGGAUAUUUGUGUGUGGAAACAUGGCAAAGAAAAACCAGAAGGACGCAUCGGGGGUGGUGUUUGACACACGGUCCAAAAUGGUGAUGUCACAGGGAGGAACAGCUGAUAGGAUGAAGGAGAAGAUCAGUGCCGUCAGGGCAGUUGUCCCCAACAAAAGUAACAAUGAGAUUGUACUGGUUUUGCAGCAUUUUGAGAACUGCGCUGACAAGGCCGUUCAAGCUUUCUUAGAAGGCAGUGCGGUUGAGAUCUUGAAGGAGUGGAAUGUUACCGGCAAAAAGAAGCCCAAGAAGAAAAAGAAGCCCAAGCCUCAGCCAGAGGCUUCAGCGGCGCCCGAACCGCCCGAGGCCACGCCGCCCGAGGAGGGCAAGGAUGAGGUGAACGGCUUUCAUGCCAACGGCUCGGUGGUUGAUGAAGAGUCCCUUGACUCUCUGAGUGAACAGUUGGACUCUGCCUCCCUGGAUGCAGUGGAGCUGGACUCUGAACCCGCUACAUCCGAAACCACCGGCGCAGAGGCAGAAAGUCAUGGUAGUGCUCCAAGCCCCCCCUUACAGCAAGCAGGGAGGAAUCACCAGGUUCCUAGAGGCAACAAGAUCCGCCACAGGCCAGGCUCUAAUCUACACCCACCCACCUCAUCCUCAUUUCCACCCCCCACUGAUGAGCAAGGAUCCUCAGGAGUCAAGAGGAUGGCUCCCAACAUUGACCGCUCUGUGAAGGACCUGCAGCGAUGCACCGCCUCGCUGACCCGCUACAGGAUAGUGGUGAAGGAGGAGAUGGACUCGUCGAUAAAGAAGAUGAAGCAGACGUUUGCUGAGCUCCUGAGCUGCUUAAUGGACAGAGAAGUGACUCUACUGGGAGAAAUGGACAAAGUCAAAGCAGAAGCCAUGCUGAUUCUGGACGCCCGGCAGAAGCGAGCAGAGGAGCUCAGAAGGCUGACGGACCAGUCGGCGUCCAUGUCCGAGGAGCAGUUGACUGAACUGCGUGCAGACAUUAAGCACUUUGUGAGUGAGCGUAAAUAUGAUGAAGACCUCGGCAAAGCGCUGAGAUUUACGUUUGAUCUUGAACCACUGAAGACGAGCAUCUCAGGGUUUGGAUCAGUUUACCAUCCGCAUACAGGUUACUCAAAUCGGUCCCGUUGCAGCUCCACGUCCUCUUCGGUCGCCAGCCCGAGUCUGCUGGAAACUCCGCCUCCCACGCAGACCCAAAGCUGCUCCAACGAACACCGCCCUCCACCAAACAAACAGAUUUUCCAAGGCAACCGGCGCACCUUCCAGGGACAAGGGUACCACUCGGGGGGUCCGAGGUAUAACGGCGGUUCCUACAACGAGAGGAACGCUGGUCGCGCUAACCACCGCUAUCACAGUGACGCCGGUUCUUCUGGUCCUGCCCAGCACUCUCACAACUCCAGAGGCCCCCCCCCUUCCACCGCGCCCUCCUCCAACCAGGACCGACCCGCUAAUAACGGGCUGCCCCAGAGGCCUCCGCGGACUCCGCACCGCCCUUGACAUUGGAGAUCACUUUCCUAAUGGAACCCACCUACUAACCCUUGCACCCGCCCCCCAUAGCCUUCCCGUACCCUCAACACCCCCCCACCCCCCUCACCCUACUAGCUCCUUUCAAUGAAGGAUAGAAUACAAGUUUACAUAUUUUCUGUCAGUUUAGCUGUAAUGCCACCUUUCUAAAUCUCUCCCUUCAUCAUUCAAACUUGAAAAGCUCUCACUGUUCUAUAUUUGUUCUUCCUUUUUUGCAUUGAUCCGUUUCUGGUUACGGUAACGGCUUCUUUCUUUGGCCCCUCUUUGAGAGAGCUCUCCUCGCUAUGCUAUCCUCCGUCUCUGUAACUGAUAUUUUUGCAGUUAAGCUAUCUUCCAGAGACCGACGUGAUUACCUGCAACAAUUUGUGCACUGUCGAAGGUGAACUCUUAGUACUGUUUUUGUUAUUGCGUGGCUUAUGUCGGCUCACUGAUUUGCACCUCUGAUUUUUGUUGUUUCGCCCAUUUCAACGCCUUCACGGUGGAAAGUGUAGGGAAAGUGCAAAAGUGGUUCUAGCGUUAGAGAUUUUUGUCAUUAAGGGAGUAGACAUGCAAUCAACCCUACAGACUAUCAUUAAUCUUUACAAGGUAGGAGAAAUCAAUCGUAUCAAACUAAUCCAGAGCUUUUUGUAUGGCUGGCAUUAACCGUAGGGGACUUGUUAACACUAGGACUGAAAUGUGUUGAGAGGUGCUCUCUGAACGCAGAGGAUUUGCUCUUAAAGCAAAUGUUUGACACUUCGGAAAGGACUCUUUAUUUCUUUUUUAUUUUUUUAGCCAAUAGUUGUAUUAAAAUAUGGAUCCCAGUCUCGUAUAUGAUGAUAUAUGGUAUGGUAUAAAUGUCAAACUAACUUUGUAUAGCACAAAGACUGAAAGCAGUUAGAAACCGCUUUGUUUCCUGUCCUUAAUCCACACAAUCAAAAUGUCUCCAAUUAACACUUUCUGUCUGGUUUAUUUUGUUCAAUUCCUAAAUGUUUGGGGUGUGUGUGCACGGCAGAGCCAGUCCAGUCUUUGUGCUAUACUGAGCUAUGCAGCUCAGCUGUAGCCUCAAAUCCACCGUACUGACACGAGAGAACUAGACUCAUCGAAACGUAUCAUCCAACUCGAUAUGCACAUUUCUCCAAAUGUCAAGCCUGUACUGUUUUUAAAAUAAGGGCAAAUCCAGCAUUGCGUUGGUUUCCCUCCAGCCAGCGGGCGUCUGCUGUGUGCUCGUCAUGGCUUGCUGAGCAUCAUUUUGUGAGAAGGUGAGCGAUCAUUACCCACUGUUGAAAAAAAUAUCACAAAAAAGGAAACUGUCCUUAUGAUGUUCUAUAUUUAGUGCGCUACAUUUAUUUUGAUUUCCUUAGCACAGUUUCUUUAAUUUUCUCUGCCCGAGGAGGGCGUACUGAUGAAAUGCUUGCCUUUAUUCACAGCGAGACUUCACAUUUGCCUUUCUAGAGACGUGGAUGUCUUUUUAACAGAUGGUACUUUAAAGCAGGCGUGGGAUUCAUAAGUAUGUGUGAGAGUAAGAUAUUUUCUUCCCCUUUUUUUUAAGAUUCUCACUUUAUCCCAAAUGUGAACAUGGAACCGAUCAGAAACCGCAUGGAAAAAAUGCAUUGAAAGGUUGUAUUGAUUUGGAAGAAUUUUAUUUUUAAAUGUUUUCUUUUGCUGCUAAGAUGCUUUGAGGCUUUUUGUUUAAAGUUCAGUCUCGUCGCAGUGUCCACAUCUGGUGAAUACCUCACUGCUGAUCUUUAGACGCGGCCGGUUUUCAAGCGUUUUUCUCUGAGUGGGCCCUCGUUUAUCUUCUUGUAGUUAUGUACAUACAGUGUGUUGAGCUGCAAGGCUGUAGUAGAAGACUGGUUGUUUCGUUGCUGCUUUUCUUAAUGUGUCGUCUUUUGCGUCUUUUGGAAGGAAAAUUAAUUUAUAAGUUCCAUCCCCCUUUUUGUUUCUUUGUGGUUUUCCGAUCGAAAGGAGCUUUUUCCUCCGUACUUGAGAUUAAGGCCUCACCUCAGUACUUGUAUUGGUUAAAGUGGUGGAGAGACGAGCAUCAGCUUGUUUGCGGUCUCUAUGUGCUGUAACGACGCAUAAAUAUGUUUUGACUGAAAGGAAAAGUACAAUAUUUUAUGAAAUACGCUGGUUUCUUAUUGUUUGAAAACACUUCUGAUGCAGCAGACCGUGAGCCUACAAAGAGCCAAUCGGACUAUAAAACUGCCUUUGACGAGCACCCAAAAAGUGAAAUGUAUGCCUCAUCAGAAGCGUUUUAAAAUGCUAUUUGGCUUAACGGGAGCAAAGCCUUCGAUGAUAAAGACUGGUUGAUUCGAGGAACCGUCUCCCACUCGGCCCCCGGACAGGGCAAAGAAACUGCUUUGUUUCCGAUCCUUUAAACCGUGUAUUUCCUAAAAUGUCAAACUUUUCUUGAUGCUUUCAGAGGUGGUGCAGACUUUUAUUGAAGGGUGUUUGGGGGAGAGGGAGGGGCUUCAGUUUGAAUUAAAAGCUGUACGAAGGAUAAACAAAUCAGCGUUUACUGCGCAUAUCUCCAGGGUGCUCUAGGGGUGCUGGAUGUAGUCUGCCUCUCUUCGUCUUCUUUCUUUGAACAUUCUAGUAAUUAGUUUUUCACCAAAGAUCGUUUUGAAAGUGCCCCCCUCCCCUUCCCGUCCUCCCCCGUCAGCCUGUAAAGAAAUCCAAAAGGGAUUAAUCCAAACUGUUGCAUUUCUUUCUUCUACCUGAUCCCACCUUACUUCACGUUCCGAUUUCUUACUGUAUAUACAUUUAUGUAGCUAUAUAAUUUAGUGCUCACAUGGGGCAUUUUGUAUGUGAUAUUCAUAUUAGGCAUAACGGAGGUUAAACAAUCUAGUUCAUUCCUCCUUCCAGUAGAGUGUGUCCUACUUCUCAAGACAACUUUUUCUCUUUUUUUUUGAGACAACUGUAAACUCAAGUGCCUUUUCUUGUCUCCCACCAAUUCAUUGACAUCCCUUCCACCAGAGUAUGGACCAAAGACAUCGACCGUCCCCGACUCCCCUGUUCUCUUUCGCCCCACUCACUGAAUUGCACACUUUUCAUUUACUACGAAUAAACAGUUUGCAAUACUGAA
Molecule: messenger RNA, 4890 nt
Organism: Gasterosteus aculeatus aculeatus (three-spined stickleback)
Lineage: Eukaryota; Metazoa; Chordata; Actinopteri; Perciformes; Gasterosteidae
Gene: spats2
Product: spermatogenesis associated serine rich 2
Cellular component (GO): cytoplasm
Molecular function (GO): protein binding
Source: RefSeq, a predicted model, not a curated record